Molecule: messenger RNA, 1698 nt
Organism: Tuber aestivum (summer truffle)
Lineage: Eukaryota; Fungi; Ascomycota; Pezizomycetes; Pezizales; Tuberaceae
Source: the annotation of a GenBank genome assembly
AUGGCGACGCUCUCCCCGCCCGCCAUUGACAAUUCUUCACUACCGAUACAGUUUUCCCCCCUGUCGAUAUUUGGAGCUUUCAUACCUAGCUACGCCUACCCACUAAUCUCCCACUUUGGUCUCAGCAAUGCGGUUCCACACAUCCUCACCUUCCUCGCCCUCUCUACCGCCGCGGCGACUGGUUGGAUAUACUGGUCCGACAUAUUCUCAAGGUUCUUUCGCCGGUUCUUCAUGUCGACGGCGCUGAUCCGCUCCCGGGACGAUCUCUACGACCACACGAUGGCCUGGGUCGCCGAGCAAGGCUUUUCUGCCCGGGCCCGCUACUUUGUUGCGGCGAUGGCGUUCGGAUCCUUAUUCGCUGAGGGUGUGCCCGGGGUCGAGGAUGAGGAUGAGGGACCGCAAGAAGAGGAUAUUCCCUUUUGGGAGCGAAAUCGACGGGCGCCGUUGCAGUUCACUCCGGCGCCGGGAUUCCACUUUUUCAAGUACAAGGGGAAAAUGGUGAUGCUGGAGCGGAUCGUUGAGGAUAACGACAAGUCAUGGUUCCCGCAAGAGAUUCUCGAGUUCUCCAUCAUGGGCCGGAACCCCCAAUUGCUGAAGGAAUUGCUGAAGGAGGCGAGGUCGAGGUACCUCUUGAAGGAUAAGAGCAAGACUGUAGUUCACAGGCCAAAAGCCCCCGAGGCCGUCGGCUCACCCCCGAAAUGGGUGCGCUGUUUUGCCCGCCCCAGCAGACCCCUCUCCACCGUCGUCCUGGAACAGAGGCAGAAGGAAAUGUUCGUCGACGAUAUCAAGGACUACCUCGAACCCGGCACCCAGAAGUGGUACUCGGAACGUGGAAUUCCCUACCGUCGGGGGUACCUCCUGCACGGGCCCCCCGGAACGGGUAAAUCCUCGCUCAGCUUCGCUGUCGCCGGCCUCCUCGGAUUGAAAAUAUACGUCCUCUCCCUCGCCAGCAAGACACUUUCGGACUCGGGGCUGGCCAGUCUCUUCGACACACUGCCCCCCCGCUGCGUGGUGCUACUGGAAGACAUCGACACGGUCAAGAUUACACACUCCAGAAAGUCCGCCGACGCAACAGAGAAGAAGUCCAAGAAGUCCAAGACAGACACGAGCAACGAAGUCGAUGCCAGAGUCACGCUCUCCGGGCUACUCAACGUCAUCGAUGGCGUAGCCUCCCCGGAAGGCAGGGUUCUAAUCCUCACAUCAAACCACCCGGAAAAACUCGACGCUGCGCUGAUCCGCCCGGGCCGCGUGGACAUGAAGAUCGAAUUCAAGCUUGCGGAGGAGGAAGCCAUCGCGGGACUAUUUGCGAGAAUGUACGAGGACUAUGGUCACCUCACUCCCCGGGAGGGGGAAGAACUCCCCACUGACUCCUCCGGCAUACCCACACCACCCUGCACGCCUACUGCCCCUGCCCGCCCCACUACACCUCUUACCGGCCCCGCGCUCAUAGCAGAGAAAGAGCGCAUUAUAGAGAAGAAGAUGGAGGAUGAGAGAUCUGCGGAAGAGCGCGCCGCGAAGGAGAAGCAUUUAUCGGAACUUGUGGCCAAGUUUACAAAGAUCAUGCCACAGGGGGUUUUCUCCCCGGCGGACGUUCAGGGGUACCUAUUGCAGCACAAGAAUCGGCCGGAGAGGGCGGUUGAGUGUGCCGAGAAGUGGGUUUGUGAUCGGAUGGAGGCUAGGAAAGCGGGGAAGAUUGAU